Rubroshorea leprosula is the source of this 2905-nucleotide messenger RNA. NCBI's taxonomy places the organism in Eukaryota, Viridiplantae, Streptophyta, Magnoliopsida, Malvales, Dipterocarpaceae. The record is from the annotation of a GenBank genome assembly.
AUAUUUUUUUAGUGCAAUUUAUUUAUUUAUUUAUUUUAUUUAUAAACAGCAAGAAGUUAAGCUCAGUUAUGAGCUCAUUUCCAAAAUUGCUGAUGGAAGCGUGGCAGAAAUGGGAUGUGAGGGGAUUGGUUCUUUUUAGUCUUACCUUACAAAUCGUCCUCUCUGUCUUAGGUGGGCGUAGGAAAUACAAAAUUCAUCCAUUCUUCAAAACCGUUCUAUGGUUUGCCUACUUAGGUGCUGACUGGAUUGCCAUUGCUACUUUGGGCAAGCUUUCCGGUUCCUAUACAGAAUCUCCCGACACCAAUGUCUUAAGAGCAUACUGGGCUCCUUUACUCUUGCUACAUCUUGGUGGCCCUGACACCAUCACAGCUUAUUCCUUUGAAGACAACAAGCUUUGGAUUAGGCACCUCCUCAUCCUUGUUGUCAAAGCCAUUUUCGUCGUUUAUAUAUUGUGUCUCAAGCAAAAUAAUUCACAGAAAACAAAACCAGUCAUUUCUAAUAUCUUUAAUCCUCAAGGUCCUCAAACCAAUAACUCUUCAGCCCUUGAUGACCAUCUAAAACCAAACCGACCUGUGUUGGAUGGUUAUCUAUUGUUUAUAAUUAUGAGACCAGAUGUCCAUGAUUACCUCUCAUCCCAUAAUGUUUCCGAUGUUAGAAAAAGGCUAAAAGCUUAUAUCAAAGAAACCACAGGUAUGGAAGGCACUGGUGCUCUCGAUUUCGCUAAUGAAUUCAGUAAAUCAAUAGGUGACAAGUCGAUUGAUGUUAUCAAAUUUCUUGUUGCUGCAAUUGGGUUUAUAUUUGAUGUUGUUUACACCAAAGCUGCUUUGAUUUACACCAAGUUAGGAUGCUUAUUGCGCUUGACCAGUUUCGCUAGCUCCUUCUCAGUUCUACUACUCUUCUUUAUCAGCAUAAUUAAUGAGCCAAAAUUCCAUUUCUCAAGAAUUGAUAUUGGCAUAACUGGCAUCUUAUUGAGUGGAGCUAUUGCACUGGAACUUUAUGCAGCAUGUGUAAUGCUUUCUUCUGAUUGGGCAAUUCUUGUUGUGCAAUUUCAUGAUAUUGUGUUCGUACGCAAAAUAUUUAAGGUCGCCUUAAAUUGCUUCCCUUGCUUAUUGCGUCGAAGUAAAAGGUGGUCAAAUCAGAUAGGUCAAUUUGAUCUAUUGGAAUAUUGUUGGCGUUACAAUAAAAGCAAGGUGAACCAAUCAUGGGGCAUUCUACUGAAGAUCACUAAUGGCCGUCAAAUUGUUGAAAUGUGGCGCACAUACUGGUUCACUAAAUUUGUGGAAGUUCCAGAUUAUUUGAAAGACUGGGGCAAUUACGACAACCUCUUUCGCUCAUUCUUUAGGGAGGAAGGAUUCAAGAUAUCAAGAGGAGAAAAGGCAAUACAACAUGAGCAACAAUUUAAUGAACUAAAAUGGAGCAUUGGAUUGGACUUUGAUCACAGCAUCAUAGUAUGGCAUCUUGCCACUAGUGUUUGCUGCUCGCAAGAGGAUCAUGAUGAUGGUGAAGCCAGUGUUAUCUCCUCCGAAGAGGAUUACGAUGAAAUCAAGAAAACCAGUAAAUACGUAUCAGAUUACAUGAUGUAUCUACUAGCUAUGUGUCCUGCCCUGAUAUUGCCCGAGCACAGCAAGAGUUUUUGGCUUGAUCAUACUUAUGACAAGCUAAAAGGACUUGAGUUACCUACAACUAAUUCAAGAAAUGCUGCUUCCGUAUUACUUUCUCAUCAAGAUAAUGUUCCCAAAGAGGACAUUGAAUCCAGGUUUGAUAAUGUAUUGCACUGGCACAUUGUAGAUACCCAAUCUUUCCCGUUGGAGAUACCUUCGUAUCCAAAGCUGUGGAAUGGUGCUUAUUCGGCCUCAGAACGAUAUACAAUAGCUGAUGCUGCUGAAAUUGUGAGUUAUGCCCAAGAACGAGGGAUUAAUGUAAUGGCUGAAUUGGAUGUCCCUGGGCAUGCAUUCUCCUGGGGGGUCGGCUAUCCUGCUUUAUGGCCAUCAAGUAACUGUCAGCAGCCACUUGAUGUCAGUAAUGAAUUCACUUUUCAAGUGAUAGAUGGAAUUCUUUCAGAUUUCAGUAAGAUCUUUAAAUUUAAGUUUGUUCAUUUGGGAGGUGACGAAGUUAAUACAAGUUGCUGGACUGAUACUUCACACAUCAGCAAAUGGUUAAAGAAGCAUCACAUGAAUGAAUCCCAAGCUUAUCAGUACUUUGUCUUGAGAGCUCAGAAUAUAGCUCUGUCCCAUGGAUAUGAAAUUGUUAAUUGGGAGGAGACAUUCAACAAAUUUGGCAAUAAAUUAAGCCGGAAAACUGUGGUGCACAACUGGCUCGGUGGUGGAGUUGCUGAGCAAGUGGUGGCAUCUGGAUUAAGGUGCAUUGUGAGCAACCAGGAUAAGUGGUACUUGGACCACUUGGACACCACCUGGCAGGAAUUCUAUAUGAAUGAACCACUCACAAAUAUUAAGAACUCCAAGCAACAGAAGUUAGUUAUUGGUGGUGAGGUAUGCAUGUGGGGUGAACACAUUGAUGGGUCAGAUAUAGAACAAACCAUAUGGCCACGUGCUGCAGCAGCUGCAGAGCGGCUAUGGACACCAUAUGACAAGCUUGCCAAGGAUGCAAGUGAAGUUACUGGAAGGUUGGCUUAUUUCAGAUGUUUACUGAAUCAAAGAGGAGUUGCUGCUGCUCCAUUAUCUGGACCAGGCCGAGUUGCCCCUUUUGAACCAGGUUCCUCCUAAAUGCAAUAAGAAGCAGGGGCACUGGAACGACUCCUAGCUGUAAAAAAGCAAUUUGGCUGUAAAUUGAAGAAAGGCCCCAUUUUAAUGUACCUCAUACUGGUGGAUGCAUCUCACCUGUUAAAGAUUAGGUAGUUUCCACCAGUUGCUUUCUUCAAUUUCUUCAAGAAAAACUUAUUAUGUCU